Molecule: messenger RNA, 1279 nt
Organism: Solea solea (common sole)
Lineage: Eukaryota; Metazoa; Chordata; Actinopteri; Pleuronectiformes; Soleidae
Gene: polb
Product: polymerase (DNA directed), beta
Exons: 14
Coding region: 131-1138 (335 amino acids)
Biological process (GO): double-strand break repair via nonhomologous end joining
Cellular component (GO): nucleus
Molecular function (GO): DNA binding; DNA-directed DNA polymerase activity
Source: RefSeq, a predicted model, not a curated record
UUGUUCGUUCGGUGGGGGCGGGCUAAUGUGCUAAAAGCUAACUAAGAUCUUUAAGAGGUCCUAGCGUCUUUCCUCAUACACGAGGCUGUUCAAAUACACAAACUACUCUGUAGAGUUCGUCAAAUUCACGAUGAGCAAGAGGAAAGCGCCACAGGAAUCUCCAAAUGAGGGAAUAACUGACUUUCUUGUCGAACUGGCCAAUUAUGAGAAAAAUGUCAACAGAGCUAUACACAAGUCCAAUGCAUACAGGAAAGCAGCGUCUACCAUUUCAAAGUAUCCUCAAAAGAUCAAAAGUGGCGAAGAGGCCAAAAAGCUGGAUGGUGUUGGAGCUAAAAUAGCUGAAAAGAUUGAUGAGUUCCUACAAACUGGCAAACUACGGAAACUGGAAAAGAUUCGAACUGAUGACACUAGCACUUCAAUCAACCUCCUCACCAGAGUUACUGGAAUUGGCCCUGCUGCUGCCAGGAAAUUCUUUGAAGACGGUGUGAAGACAUUAGACGAUCUUAAAAAGAUCGAGCACAAACUAAACCACCACCAACAGAUUGGACUCAAAUACUUUGAGGAGUUUGAGAAAAGGAUCCCACGUACUGAAAUGGAAAAGAUGGAGACCCUGAUUCAUGGAGAGUUGGAGGAAAUUGACACUGAAUACUUAGGAACAAUCUGUGGAAGUUACAGGAGAGGUGCUGCCUCGAGUGGUGAUAUUGAUAUCUUGCUGACCCACCCAGACUACACCUCUGACACUGAGAAGCAGCCGAAGCUCCUCCAUGCUGUGGUUGAUCAUUUGGAGUCUAUUGGGUUUGUGACGGACACUCUGUCCAAAGGAGACACUAAGUUCAUGGGAGUCUGCCAACUGCAGCAGAAUGAUGAUGAGGAAGAAUACCUCCACAGGCGCAUUGAUAUCAGAUUAAUUCCCAAGGAUCAGUACUACUGUGGAGUCCUGUAUUUCACUGGAAGUGAUAUCUUCAAUAAAAAUAUGAGAACUCAUGCUCUGGAGAAGGGCUUCACUCUUAAUGAGUACACCAUACGACCACUUGGGGUCACUGGUGUUGCAGGGGAGCCUCUGAUGGUGGAUAGUGAGAAAGACAUCUUUGACUACAUCCAUUACAAGUACAAAGAGCCAAAGGACCGCAGCCAGUGAAAUUGCUGUUGUAUCUGUAUUUAGGGCUACAACUUGACUGCAAACAAAAUCAGAAGCGUGUUUCACAUGUAUUAUUCCAUAUAAGUAACUGAAAAGAAAACAAAUGUGAAUGUCAUUUUUAUUAUUCGUUUGGGGGGGGGG